Messenger RNA from Neltuma alba, 1866 nucleotides. RefSeq names its product plant-specific TFIIB-related protein 1-like. Lineage: Eukaryota; Viridiplantae; Streptophyta; Magnoliopsida; Fabales; Fabaceae. The transcript has 3 exons. Gene Ontology annotation, cellular component: transcription preinitiation complex; nucleus. Bases 45 to 1535 code for a protein of 496 amino acids. Gene Ontology annotation, biological process: transcription preinitiation complex assembly; DNA-templated transcription initiation. Gene Ontology annotation, molecular function: TBP-class protein binding. The record is from RefSeq and is a predicted model, not a curated record.
GGGCGGCUGGGGCAAUAGUUUUGGUGACAGAAGAAAGGAGGAAAAUGAAGUGCCCGUACUGUGGGGCGGCUCAAGGGCGUAGCGCCACCACCAGCUCCGCCCGCUCCAUAACGGAGUGCACAUCCUGCGGCCGAGUUGUUGAAGAGCGACAGUCCCACCCUCACCAUCUUUUCCAGCUCCGCGCACAAGACAAUCCUCUCUGUCUCAUCACUCCCGACCUCCCCUCCCUCCAACCCUUUCACCAAAGCCAAGACGACGAUGACCCCUUCGAGCCCACCGGUUUCAUCACUGCAUUUUCCACCUGGUCCCUUGAGCCCAACCCUCUCUACCUCCAGUCCUGUCUUUCAUUCUCUGGCCAUCUCGCCGAGCUUGAGAGGGCCCUCGAAUCGUCCUCUUCUUCAUCUUCCUCCUCGACACCAUCGUCCUCAACUUCGUCAACGGUUGUGGUUGAUAAUUUGAGGGCGUACAUGCAGAUUAUUGAUGUAGCAUCGAUACUUGGGUUGGACUACGAUAUCUCAGACCAUGCUUUUCAGUUAUUCAGGGAUUGUUGUUCGGCUACUUGUUUGAGAAACCGGAGCGUCGAAGCGCUUGCCACUGCUGCUCUUGUCCAGGCAAUUAGAGAGGCUCAGGAACCCAGAACCCUUCAGGAAAUUUCAAUUGCUGCCAAUGUGCCACAAAAGGAAAUUGGGAAAUACAUCAAGAUACUAGGAGAGGCUUUGCAGCUCAGUCAGCCUAUUAAUAGCAAUUCUAUUUCGGUCCAUAUGCCUAGAUUUUGUACCCUUCUACAGCUCAAUAAAUCUGCUCAGGAACUGGCCACUCACAUAGGAGAGGUUGUGAUCAACAAAUGCUUCUGCACUCGCAGGAAUCCUAUUAGCAUUUCGGCUGCUGCUAUAUACUUGGCUUGCCAACUUGAAGACAAACGCAAAACUCAGGCAGAAAUCUGCAAGGUGACCGGUCUUACUGAAGUCACUCUUCGUAAAGUGUACAAGGAACUUCUAGAGAAUUGGGAUGAUUUGCUUCCCUCUAAUUAUACACCAGCUGUUCCUCCUGAGAGGGCAUUCCCUACUACUGUAAUCGCUUCUGGUCGUUCAUCAGCAGCUAAGGUUGAUGCAAUAGAGGUUAAUUCUUCUUUAGACAGAGACAAGCUAAUAGAAAUUAAACCUAGCAAACCAAAUGAGGUUCCAGUCAUGGUACAUCAGCACAGAGGGAAAGAUGAUGUUGAAAGUAAGAGCAGUGCUUGCAUGACCCACUCGACAAUGAAUCAGCAGUCAGCUUUCUGGCAAUCCCAGCUUCCUAUCGGGGCAUGUAAUCAUAAAAGCACGGGAGAAAAAAGUCGGAAUGUUUUACAAGGAAUGGACGUAGAGGGACUGCAGCAUAACCACUUACAGCCUGAACAGAAGUCUGAAGACACAAAUGGUAUUAAUGCUAAUCCCUUUCAAAAACACAACCAUCUUAGCAGCCCUUCUCCCUCGUCUGCUAGCCCUGUUAUGAAGCCCUUUUCGGCUCCGCCUUCAUCUAUGCCUCCAAAUGCUUGAUCGAGGUAAACGCCUGGCCAUGCUGUGCAAUUGGGAUAUGGAGAUACGUGUUCUUUUGGGAGCAGAGGACGUGGAGAAGAAUGGCUUUUGUUCUUCUAGUGUACAGUAUGUCGUAUAAACCCUGCAAUUUCUUUCUACGCCGUGAUCUGUUUGAUUAAAAUCAAUAUCGUCUAUAUCUGUGUCUGUAUUAACGUAAGUUGUAGGAAGCCACGUUGACGAUGCAGAUCAUUUUGAGUUUGGUGCAAAUGCAUGAAACCGACUCUAAUCUCAUUUUGCAUUUAGUUAUGCAGCACAUGAAAAUGGAUACAUGGCUGGUAUGGGUACUUCUUAA